Acytostelium subglobosum LB1 is the source of this 591-nucleotide messenger RNA. RefSeq lists its product as hypothetical. The transcript has a single exon. NCBI's taxonomy places the organism in Eukaryota, Evosea, Eumycetozoa, Acytosteliales, Acytosteliaceae. Gene Ontology annotation, biological process: peptidyl-histidine dephosphorylation. Bases 1 to 591 code for a protein of 196 amino acids. Gene Ontology annotation, molecular function: protein histidine phosphatase activity. The record is from RefSeq and is a predicted model, not a curated record. Gene Ontology annotation, cellular component: cytosol.
AUGUCUUUAACAUUAGAACUAUAUAAAAAGAAUAAGAUUGUAUUUGAUAAAGAGAGGAAUCUUGUGUUUCAAUCAAUUAUCAAUCAUAAUCAUGAUGAGAAGUAUAUAAUAUGUAGAUUGGAAAUAUCUUAUGAUGUUGAUUGUCCUGAUCUACCAGAGACAUCAGAUGUCAACAAUGACAAUGACAAUGAUGACGAUAUCGAUGAUGAUAACGAUGAUGAUAGUGAACCUAAAUCACUUUAUACUCAAUUCUUAAACAAUCGAUACGAGAGGAUGUCACCAAGAUAUGUGUUGGUGUCCACUGCACUGCCCUAUCACAGUCACAUCAUGUCAUGGUACGAAUCACAUCUCGAGUCACUUGCUAAAUACUUUAAUCAGAGCAGUGGAGGCACAUUGAAACUCAGGUACAAGGCCAAGUGUCUGGGUGGCGGCAUCAUGACCAUCAAUCAUUCUCAAAAGACACUCAAGACAUAUGGCACCAGCUAUGGCUACGGUGCGCCCGACAUCAACACUGUUCGAGAGAUCCUGAAUCGUACCAAUCAGUGUAACUACCUACUCGAUGUCACAAUCACCGAUGAAAUAAGAGGAUAA